CUGGUUGUGAUUCCUGAAUAUUGGUUCUGCUGACUGGUUUGUGGUUGCAGCGUAACAAAUUCAAGCCUAAUCAAAAAAUCAAGCUGUUGGACCUGUCUGGAGAUAAGGUGGUCGUCGCUGAAGGACGAUGGUCAUCGAGUAAUCCUGAGCAUCUUGUCCAUUUUCAACCUUUGGGGCCUGGUGCAUGUCGAGUCUUUCUGGAUGUUGUGAAGGUUAAAGAUGCUGCUGUGUGGAGGACAUCAUCAGAGAUCGAGUAUAUGGAAGUUGCACUUGGAAGAUGUCUUGCUUGGCCAGAGGAUAAAGUUCUAUCGGUGAGAUAUGAUCUCGUUUAUCUGUUACAUAAGUGUUGGAAUAUGUCAAACUAAUCAGAUUUGUCUUUCGGUCCAGGUUUAAAAACAUAGCCAAAGGAACCAAGCAAUAAGACUGUGUGUGUUUUUAAUGACUUUGUUUUUUAAGACAUGAUCGGCUUUCUGUUUCUUUGUUUCAGAACGUGACUAUGUGUUAUUUGCCCCUCUUGGAUGUUUCUAUGCUUUUUCAAUCUUAACUAAUGUGUUUAUGAUUUCAAAUGUAAGGAUAGCCCAAAAUUAAAAUGUUUAAUCACAACAAAUGCCCAAAAUUAAAAUGACCAAAUACAAUUUCAUAUACCAAAGCAAUUUAGGGUUUAGGGUAACGAUAGGGUUGAUUGUGUAGGCUUUAGUUUUAGGGUUUAGGGUAAUGACAAUGUUGAGUGAUUCAUUCAAAACAAAAAAAGUUAUGGUGUUUAUUGAAGGUUACGAAAAGAUAAAUAAUGACAAAAUUAAGAAUUAGUUAAGCUUUCCACCACACCUUUUUCUUUGAGGGUUAACGUUUUAGUGUGAAGUUUUAGGGGUUAGUGUAUAAAUUGGUAUACUUUGAGUGUUUAGGAUUUAUAUGUUCACAUAAUGAUGUAUUCUUUGCAUUUUUUUAGUUUGUAUUGAUUAUAUGAUCAUUUUAAAAUGUAGAUAUAUCAAAUACAAGUUUACACCAUCCUAAAUCAUCUCAAAAUCGAUCAACAUCUAUGAUGUUCUUACUUACAACCAUAUUUUCGACAUAUCUAGUGGAGAAAACUAGAAAAAAAAUUAGACUAAUUAUAUCCAUUCGAUGGAGAUGAUUCAACGGUGGAGAUUAGUUUUUUAGGUUAUCCUCGUCCUUGUCUCUCAUUGGUCGACGAGGCUUUUUGGAGGGAAAGCCAAAAUUUCCUUAUUUUGGGAGCCAAAGUAAAUUUUAUUGUCUUUAUCGCCUUCUCUCCUACCCUCAAACCACCACAAAUCUCUCUUAAGCCACCACGAUUCUAUCUCUUAAUCCACCACGAAUCUCUCCUUCCAUCUCAAACCACCACAAAUCUGUGUAAGCCACCACGAUUCCAUCUCAUACCAUCACAAAUCUCUCCGACCUUCUCCACCGCCACCAUUUAGGUUACAGAGUUCUCUGCCCUUACAGAUCCACAAAGAUUUGAAGCCUUACAGAUCUCAAAGAUAUCUCAAUUUCCACGUCAGAGAAACUCCAAUAUCUUCAACUCUAAUGGAAGCAAUGAAGGUCAUCGUCUGUGCACUCCCGGCAACCGGAGUGAAACCACAACUCAAACCAGAACAGACACAACAAGAAGCAGUCAACACAGCUCCACCACAACGAGGACAGUCCUCACGAGGAAAUGAUGUAGAUGAGAUAACCAGAGCCGAGUUCAGAAGCUACCGGUUGAUACGCAUUGAGGAACCUGAAGAAGACAUCGACCCAGACUACCUGCGCUAUCUCCGAGCAAUAGGUGCCUACGACUCUGCUCCACCACAACAAGGACGGUCCUCAGGAGGCAAUGGUCGUCGCUAAAACAUCGACCCAAUCUUCCUGCAACUCACAAUCCAUGGGUUCUCGUCACUACUAUAAUUACCAUUGCUUCAGUAUGUUGUAUUUGCUUAAGUAUGUUUUGUUAAUUUGCUUCAGUACAAUGUUUUUCUUUCUUGAAUGUUUGUAAUGCGUGUAUCUCUAAUCUAAAUUUGAAUUUGACUUAUAUAUAUUUUUUAAAUUUACAAUUUAUGCAAUUCAAUAUUCCAAAUCAAACAAUUUUAGCAGGAAAUCAACCACCAAAUAUUUCAUUAUUCAAUUUUCUAUAUAAAAAAUAAUUAAAGCUAUCAUAAUUUACGUCCUAGCACAAGAAAAAAACUACCUCUUACUAUUCAAUGACAUACAGGAUAUGCUAUUAUAGGUGCAUGCAUUUAGAAAAACUAAAGUUAUAAAAACAUAUUCCAUGUCUUAAACAAAACGUCAUUAUAAAAUUUCUGAUGACAAAAACAAAACGCCAUAUAAUAAUAUUUACCAGUGCUAAGACAUCGUUAUUAAAAAGGUUUAAUACAGCAAUAGAGAAGCGCUAUAAUAUCUCCGUUUAUUAUAGCACACGAAAAUUCGCUACGAUAUGGGGGGGUCUAUUAUAGUUGCGGCUGUCAGAGCGUUUACAAAAACGCUACGAAAACGAUAUGAUAGCGUUUUCUCGGCGCUGCUAAUGCUGAUAUUUCUUGUAGCGCUCUAGAUUUGUUUUUGGUGAGUCAGUGCUUCGAGCGUCAUUUUAUUCGUCCUCAGAAUGACAAGUACGCCUACGAAGAGUCGACUAUCACGCGAAGAGAAAGGGAAGAACAUUGCUAACACUUCGAGCCCAGCUAAAGACUUGACAGCGAAUGGCAGCCCGUUAGAUGAGUUUGAUCUGAUCCAUCGCGACGCCAUGCGGGAUACGGAGAAUAUGAGUCUAUCUCAGCGCCUUCUAGUCGCCGAGUCUCAUAGGCAAAUUCGCGAAGAAACCGCUGGUCGUACCUUCGUUGGUGUAGGUAGCGACGCGAGCAGUAGUAGAGGUAGUGACCGAGAAGAUCGGAGAGGUGGUUCGAGAAGUUCGGAACGUGACGGCUCUGGAGCAUCAAAACAGGCUUCGACGCCUCCGAGGCGAGUUCAUCUAAGAGUUCGCUUUGAUCAGAUUGACUGCAGGCCUACGAUUUACCAUCCUGGUGGAAUCUUUGAGGAGCUUUACCCACUUCCGCCGGAAUCCUUGCGUGAUCCUAGGGCCGAUGGUCAGUCGUGGAAGAACGUGUUCUAUUCUUGCUCCUCUCACAAGACGGUGAAGGAUUUGUUGAGGCGACAUGGAGGCGCCAGCGCUACAUACAUCAUUCCUUCUAAUGGGCAGCGUCCUUGGUCGCCUCCGGUUGGCUACCAGUGUGUCUACGAAUCCUAUUUUAGAGACCAUACGAAACUCUGGUUUCCUAUCCCCCGACUGAUCACAUCUUAUGCAUUCCGUCGAGACAUUGCAAUCUGUCAGUUACUUAACGGGUCGCUGCGCAUUGCGGUUAUGCUGAUGGUGAUGGCCGCGGAGAUAGAUGUUUCGAUGAGCGUGAGAGUGUUCGAAGAGUUAACUUUCACGAAGGCGGAGCCGCAUGGAAUAUUCUCAGUGAAGAUGCGUUCGAACUACAACAUCUUGACCGGGCAUCUGAACAAGUCGAAAGACUGGCAGCGUUCAUAUUUUUAUUUCAAGUCCGACGAGCAUGCCUUCGCAGAGCCUCCUGAGGACGACUAUCGCGUUCUAUGGAAUAAAACGCUUGGUAGAUACUGUUUGUUAACGUCAUGUCUUACUCGGGGAUCCUGACCAUGUGUUUCUUAUUAUUGUUGCAGUUCGCCACCCGAACACAAUCGCAUACCCGGAGAAAUUCUUCGAGAGUGCCCAGGCGAUCGCAGCCCACAGCCAUCUCCG
Molecule: messenger RNA, 3742 nt
Organism: Brassica napus (rape)
Lineage: Eukaryota; Viridiplantae; Streptophyta; Magnoliopsida; Brassicales; Brassicaceae
Exons: 3
Coding region: 2591-3637 (348 amino acids)
Source: RefSeq, a predicted model, not a curated record